UUUGUUGCCAGUAUGUUGCUAGCAAGAGCAGAGAGUGGUUGUGUUUAGUGUGUUGGUCUUGUGUUUUGUUUUCAAUUCAAAGUAUCAAAUGAUAACUAAAUAUUUCAUUUCUAAAUACCUUUGGCGGCAAAAAGAAACGGUUUUGAUGGAAAUUGUGUUGCAGCUGGCACUAAACUAGUUUAAGAAUAUCGAAGAAAACUUGUGGUUUUUACCGGCAAAUCUCGGUGUUGCUAGAGAACAAGAGGUUGCGCGCAAAUAAUUAUUUACGUGUGUGUUUGAAUAUAAAAGUACAUACAUAUAUACACUUUUUGUAUUUGUUUGCUUUUAACAAAGACAAAAGGCAAUGUAAUAAAGAAAAAGGCAAAAAGCACACUGCCGUCGUCAUUUAAAAAAAAGCCGUUUUACAUACAUUGUAUGUAAAUAAAAUAAAUACGGCAGAUUCAAGUAAGAAGAAAUAUUCCCAAAAAAAUUGCAGCUUUUAUUAAAAUAAAAGGAAGUACGAAUUGCAAAUCAAUCAAAUAGAAGGUUGAAUUAAAGUAAAAGAAGAAUACCAUGUUUGAAUUGGAGGAGUAUGCAGGUGGAUUUCAUGAUGGAUUCCUUAAUAAAUACGCGGAUUCAUCUGGUCCUACAUUGGACUUUUACAUAUCAGAUUCGCUGCAGGAUAUGCUUGAUAUAGAUAUACGAAGUGAGGUUGCGAAUGUAGUGGGAAGUGUAAAUGACUAUGAGAGCUGCCUGGGAGAUCUACCAACAUCCCUUGAACAUGCCACAGAUUCAUUAUCUCUUUUAAAUAGCAAUUGCAGUAAUACUGGAAAAGAUUGCGGAAGUAUAGGUAGUAGUUGGAAUACAUCAUCCGCCUUUGGCUUAGGUUCAUCAAAUUCCUCCUCAUCGUGGUUUGGUGCAAGCAAUGAUUUUCUUGCAGAUGUUGGAGCAUGUGUUAAUCCGAUAUCUGUAAUGCCCUUAAUAUCAUCCUCCCUAAUACACAUGUCCCCAAAAACGAAUCUUAAUGCAAAUAUCCUGCGAAGCAAUUCUCCACCACCACCGUCACCCAAUGUAAAUGAUACCAAGUCUCAUUUGACUUUUUCGCCCGCUCAUAUUAAGAUCAGUGCGCAUUCUAUACGAAAUGAGCAAAUUACAUCUCACAUACCAAAGCAGAUAGUGGCCAUUUCAUCAGCGGUAACAUCGGCUACAACAGUUCCAGCAACUCUGGCUACAAAUUCCGCACUGCAGCGCAAACAUGCAGCCGUUGAUGCCAUUCGAAAAGAUUUGGGAGCAGACUUAAGAAAAGUUGUACCCAUAUCAUCGGCCAGUGAAAAUAUAUUAUUUAAAACGGCUACAGCAACGUCGACUAAUAGUCAAGGUAAUAUUAAUAGUACUACAUCAUCAAAAACAUCCAUCACAACAUUUCCGGGUAAUAGUUCAUCCGCCAAUCAAACCGCUAAUAAUAAUAACAGCAAUACUUUAAAUGGAGGAACUACAUCAUCAAGCACUAUAAAGCUAGGGCCUGGUAUUGGUGGAUUAACGUUUGCCAAUAACAUUACCUACAACAAGUUGAAGCAACAGUCAAAUUCGAAAUCGUCUGCAGCUUCUGCGUCCACAUCCGCUACAAUAACGUCAAACGGCACGAUAGUUCUUAAGCGUGAACGUGAAUCUAGUCCUAUGCAAACAAUAAGCAAUAAUGGUCAACAUGUAACCAAAAUUUUAUCACGGAAUUCGAUACAGUCAUCAUCUAGUUUUACACCCAAGUCAAUUGCAUCUUCAGCUCAUCACACCUCGUACGCACUUCAGCAGCAUCAUAUCGUCAAUGGAACUGCUUCCAUGACAAACAAUGUCAAUAAUACCAGCAACAAUACAAAUGGAAACGCCAGCUUGGUUAACAACUCUGGCAAUUCCGGUAAUUCAGUUACUGUGUUCAGUGCAAGUGGUUUGUCUUCCAUGAGCAACAGUUCAUCUUCCGGCAGCACAAAUUCAAAUAUAAUUGCAGUUAAACCACUUCAACAGAAAAUAAAAGCAACUGUAGUUGAAUCAGAAUUCCCAAAGCCAGCUUACUCGUACUCCUGCCUAAUUGCAAUGGCCCUUAAGAAUUCACGACGUGGGUCUUUGCCAGUUUCCGAAAUCUAUAGUUUUAUGUGCGAACAUUUUCCCUAUUUCAAAACAGCACCAAGUGGUUGGAAGAAUAGUGUUCGACACAAUCUUUCUCUCAACAAAUGCUUUGAAAAAAUCGAAAAGCCGCCAACAAAUGGCAAUCAGCGAAAAGGUUGUCUUUGGGCUAUGAAUCCAGAACGCAUUGCUAAAAUGGACGAAGAAGUGCAAAAGUGGUCACGCAAAGAUCCCAUGGCCAUAAGGAAUGCUAUGGUUUGUCCAGAUAACUUGGAGGCUCUGGAGCGAGGUGAAAUGAAGCACGGCAGUAGUGGUGAUUCCGACGUCGAAAUGGACAGUCAGUCGGAAAUAGAAGAGGCGUCCGAUAUGGAGGAACAGGAAUUGGAUGAAACUCUAGUCGACAAUUUGCUUGUAGAAGAGGAUGUAGAUGAAGAUAUUAUCCACGGCACUUCUUCACAUGUUGUGGACGACAACGAAGACAAUGAUAGUUGCGACAGAAAGAAUUUGCACACUACUAUAAGUUCACCUCUUACAAUAUCAACGAAGACAACAACGACGAGCAAUACCCCCGCCACUUGUAUUCCAACGAACAUCCAUCGGGAUUUCGAUAUUGAGGUAGAAGAUAUUUAUGAUGCCAUUGAUAUCGACGAUGAUAAGGAAGCCGUGAGAAUGGCUAUAAGUCAGUCUGACAUUAUAGAAUUGAGUCCGGCCGAUUAUAACAUUUCGAGCGAUAGUCAUCAAUCGCCGAAAAGAGCUCGACUAAAUGUUAAUUACUCUAUUGGGCCAGCUGGUGAAAUAGAAAAACAAUUUCAAAGUCACAACCAACAACAGCAACUGCAAAUUCAAAACAUUAAGAAAAUAGUCAAAGUUCAAAAUGUUCAUGAUCUGCAGCAAAUCCAACAACAAUUGCAGCAACAGCAUCAACAGAUUGUCGUACAAACUAUUACGACAAACAGUAAUUCAAGUCAACAAACACUUCAUCAACAGCAAGGAAACACACAUUUUACACACAUUGGUCGAAAAAUGCAAUUGGUGAACCGAAUUUCAUAAACUUAUUUUUCCAAAAUGCAAAGAUAGUUUUUGCUCCUGAAAAAUGUGUUGCGAUUCGUUGAAAACAAAGUUUUUGUUAACAAUCGCAAAUGCAUGUUUAUACAUUUCAUAGUGUUUAUGCAGAAUGAAAAAAAUUCCAUGUAUACAAUAAUUUGUUUUUUAAUACUUUAUUGCUCUACAAAAUACGCUUAAUUUUUUUUACUUUAAGUUUUUUCUUGUAAUUAAAAAAAUAGGAAUUCUUAUUUAUUCAUAUGUAUUUCUUAAAAUGUUUAUAUAUUUUAAGUACUAAUUAAACCAGUAUGUCACAAACAAACCAUCCGCAUCGCCACAACGUUGUACUAAUCAAAAAGCUCGUUAUCAUAAUAAUGGAUCCUGGUUUAGUUUUUAUUCAAAGGAGGGACCAAUCAAUGCAAAACUAUUACAACAUUUUCCUUUUCUGAAUUUUAAAGAGAAAACAUUUCUUCAAUCAUGCGGUAGUAGUGUUUACACUUUUGUUUUGCAAUAUCUAUCACAUUGUAUCCUUUACAUUUCAAAUCUAUUGUUAGUAUUUGCUUGUUUUGCAUUUCAGUUAACGAUUUACGUACAUAAAUGAAUUUAUUAAAAUAUAUGCAUUUGUACAACAUAAAGCGAUGUUGCGAUGGAAAUUCUAUAUAUUGAAAAAAUAUUUUUGUUUUUGGCCCUUUUAUUUUUAAUAUUGAAGAUAAUUAAUUUUAUUGCAUAAAUUUCGUUUUACAUUUUUUAUUACAAAUUUAAGAUUUUAGUUUUAUGUACAAAUAAUUAAUAUUAUUUUGGUUACAUUCACAAGUUUUAGCGAAAAUAGUAUCUUAAUAUUUAAUAAUUGUAAUUAAUAUAAUUAUUGAUAUUUUUUUGUUGAAAGGUAUAGUUUUAAUUUAAAUGCUACACAGAAAACAUGUUCCAAAAAUGUUGUUUAAUUUAAAAUAAUUAUUCAUUUUAAAUAAAUAUGUGUGUGUAGUUCUGCUCCAUUACUAGUCAGAUAUUUCAAUCAGAACACUAAAUGUAUAUUAGGGUUUAAGCAUCGAAACUACUGUGAAAACUUUAUAUCUGCCAAGUACUGGAACAAAGCUACAUAUACAUACAAUUUUAUAAACUUUGUAAAAUAUAAAAGUUUAAUACAACAAAACAUAUAAAAAAUCAUAAA
Molecule: messenger RNA, 4306 nt
Organism: Lucilia sericata (common green bottle fly)
Lineage: Eukaryota; Metazoa; Arthropoda; Insecta; Diptera; Calliphoridae
Gene: jumu
Exons: 3
Coding region: 553-3147 (864 amino acids)
Biological process (GO): regulation of transcription by RNA polymerase II
Molecular function (GO): DNA-binding transcription factor activity, RNA polymerase II-specific; transcription cis-regulatory region binding
Source: RefSeq, a predicted model, not a curated record